Symbiodinium pilosum is the source of this 2757-nucleotide messenger RNA. The record is from the annotation of a GenBank genome assembly. Lineage: Eukaryota; Dinophyceae; Suessiales; Symbiodiniaceae.
AUGGGCGAAUCUGCUGUGCCCGGGCCUCCUUUGAGGCCCAGCCGGGCCAUUCAAAUCGAGCAAAGUCUCUCGUUACUCUCUGGUCUUGUCGGACAUGCCCAGGAGAGUUUCUUCAGAUGCCUCGCCCGCGGGAUUGCCAGGCGUCCCAUUGUUGCCAUUGUGGCAACACUGACAGUCUAUGUAGGAUGUCUGCCUGGGAUGUUGCUGCUGGGUGGUUCAGAGAGCAUGUUUGGCAUCCUUACAAUCAACACUGGCUUCUUGGACACCUUUACUUUCACUCUGACAGACGAGUACAAGGAUUACAUGCGUGCGACAGAUGUUUUCCCAGACACGAGAAGCCUCGUCUUCAUCGCGAAGCCGCUGGAUGGACGUAGCCUUAUAUCUUCUGCUGUGCUGCGACAGAUACGAAAGGCAGAGGUGCAGAUUCAGAAUGACUCCCGAUUCGAAUCGAUCCAGGGCCAUCAGCUGGGUUUUCAUGAUGUGGGCGAGAGGUCCAGUUCUGGGUCGCCAUGCGUGACAAGGAGCGCCACAAUCACACUCCUUGGGAACGAUGUUGCAACCCGUCUUUCCGAGCUUGAAGCACUUGAGCGGAAUGUAAGCGCCCCUUCAAAUGCAGCGGUGCAGACGGUGGUGGCUGCCAUGAACAUGCAGCAACGUGCAAGCUUGCCGCUCCUAAUUGCUUCGUCACGACCUUUUCCUGGCCCUGGUGCCACCGAGCUGUCCCUCAGUGAAUGGCUGUCUGCCAGCACUUCGGCAAUGUCGACCUUUACUCUGAUGGACACUGAUGACGGCAUGCGCUUCGAGAAGCAGGCCGCGAAAGAUAUCAACGAUAACGGAUACCCCGAGAAUACUGUUGUUAGAAUCAACCAGUUCAGCUCUUCAACGAUUGCUACAGAGAGUCUGUUGAUUGGCAUAGACCACGUCCCGCUGAUUGCCAUCACGAUUUCCAUUAUGGCAGGCUAUCUGGUGCUUAUGUUGGGAACGGACACGAGGAUUCCGGGCAACUCACAAGUCAAAGUCCUCCUUGGCGGGACCUGCAUUCCAGGCCUCUCCGGUUUGGCCAGCUUCGGUCUGCUUGGAUACCUGGGGCAUGGAGUGAGCGUCCUGGGCACCAUGGUGCCAUUUUUAGGCUUAGCCGUGGGUGUUGAUAUCAUUUUCUUGAUGGUGUCCUCGGUGAAUGCAGUCGGGCCGGACGUGACGGACAUGGAAGAAGUCAUGGUUAGGGCCCUUCCGCGUGGGGGUAGGGCAGCAACUACAACGACCUUGACGUCCGUUUCUGCGUUCUCCAUAGCUGCCGCCACUAGUUCAGAUCUUCCGAGUUUCUUAUGGUUCAACAUUGGCCUUGUCUUGGUUCUCAUCAUGAACUGGAUAGGCAUGGUGGUCAUGUUCCCAGCGAUGAUCACGCUGAACCAACGCAAGAUGACCGCUCGCGAGGAGCCGAAGAGCGGGCUUGCUGCGAAAGCUAGACUUCUUAUGGGGUGUGGACGCAAGCUGAAGGGCGUCAUGAAAGCCAAGCUUGGCUUUGCCGUCGAGCACAGCUUGCCUUUUCAAAUCUCGGGCGCAUCGGCUUGGUUGGCAUUGACCGCGCUUGGCAUUUACUUCGGGCUGCAGGUGGAGCGAGGUAUGCCAGACACGUAUUUGGUGACAGACUCAUCCAGGGUAAACGCCUACUUCGAAGAUGUCGAGAGCUCCUUUGUUGGAAGUCUUCCCAUGGAGCUGGGUCUUGUCUUUGACGCACCGAGAACCCUAGAUCCGUCUUACCGCAGUCGUUUGUCCGAGUUGAUCGCAACGCUGAACAACAGGUCGGACCUGGCGUUGCCAGUUGAUUGUUGGCUUGAUCGUGCAGUAGGCUCUUUGAGCAGUUCGGCCUCGAUGUGUGAGGUGGACUCAGCGAUACUCACGUAUCUGAACGAUUCAGUCACAGGCGCAGCCAGUGGCCGGGAUGCCAAGGGCGGCGUAACAGAGCAUCUGCGAGCAGCUCGGUGCCGUGCCUUCUUGUGGCAACCAACGGAUGCAGCGAAGCGCAGCGAGCAAGCCCUGAACAUCGUUAGCCAGGUCAGGGAGGGCUUCCCUGAGCUGGACGCCAUUCCAUACCACCUAAGCUUCCCGACGCAGACAGCGCGCUACAGGAUAAUCAAGGACAAGAUCUUUAGCACGGCCGGCUUUGCGUUCAUCGGAGUGUUCCUGGCGGUGCUUAUCACUAUGCCUGUUCACCUCGCUUUCCUUGCAGUAGGUAACGUUAUGGCUGUGACCUGUGUUUUGUUUGGAUUCAUGUGGCUCUGCGGUAUCACAAGCAAUCUUAUUUCAUUCACCGUCUGCGUCAUGGCGAUUGGAUUUUGCGUCGACUACAGCUGCCACAUAGUGCACUUUGCCGACCACGACGUGCCGCCCGGGACUCCCUGGGACAGACGUAUGCGGCUUUCCCUUGAGUCUUGCAGCUUCGAUGUGCUACAGGGAUGUUCCACAGCUUUUCUCGGUGUGGCGAUGCUUGGAUUUGGCUCUGCGCAGGCCUUUCGGAUCUUUGCCCUACUCUCGGUGAUUAUCACGCUAGUCGGCGGCUUCUUCGCCCUCAUCGGCCUGCCGUGCUUGCUGGCUCUCCUCGCAAGGACAUGGCGUGCAUGUACGUCGGACACGGCAACUGAAGACUUUGUGUCUGCUGCAAUGUUGUCAGCAGUGCCCACGAAUGGUGGGACAGAGGCAGCCAAGUUGGUGGACAUCCGUGCUUAUCUGCGUUCGGUGGAGCGCCUUUCCCUGUAG